This is a messenger RNA of Doryrhamphus excisus (bluestripe pipefish), 1770 nucleotides long. It is a transcript of the gene tmbim6, whose product is annotated as transmembrane BAX inhibitor motif containing 6. Gene Ontology annotation, molecular function: enzyme binding. Gene Ontology annotation, cellular component: mitochondrial membrane. The record is from RefSeq and is a predicted model, not a curated record. NCBI's taxonomy places the organism in Eukaryota, Metazoa, Chordata, Actinopteri, Syngnathiformes, Syngnathidae. Gene Ontology annotation, biological process: negative regulation of RNA splicing; cellular response to unfolded protein; negative regulation of apoptotic signaling pathway.
UGGUAGUUUGCGUCGGCCAUUUUAGGUGGACGGAGGCGAAUCCUCGGCGACAAGCUGGGGGAAGUGCUUUUCAUUUUAACGUGUGAUAUUACCGCACAUUCGCAUUUAUAACUUGCGAGUGACUCUGAAACAAAGUCGACAUCCUUUUGGUUCUCAAGUGACGCUAUCGUUUAUUGUGUCGUCUUUUAGCCGGAAAUAGGUCUGCACUUUUCUGGGCGUUUCCAUGGUGACAUAAGCAGACCACUUGUGUGACACGUCCUGUUUAGCUUCCACAAAUCAUCCUGAAACAGGGAAGACAGCGCUACACAAACCAACACACCGGAGAGCUCAAAACAGUUCUCAGCUUCCUGUUCCAUCAUGAACGUGUUCGAUCGCAACAUCAAUUUUGACGCUCUCUUCAAGUUCUCCCAAAUAUCUCAUUCCACCCAGGUUCACUUGAAGAAUGUCUACUCCAGCUUGGCAGUGUGUAUGUUUGUGGCUGCAGCUGGUUCCUAUGUACAUGUGGUCACGCGCCUCUUCCAGGGAGGAAUGCUGUCUGCUCUGGGCUCUCUGGGAAUGAUGAUCUGGCUCGCCAUGACGCCACACAACUCUGAAACAGAGAAGAAAAGGCUGGCUAUCCUCGCCGGAUUCGCCUUCCUGACUGGUCUUGGUCUUGGCCCCACUCUGGACUUUGUCAUUGCAGUCAAUCCGAGCAUCAUUGUGACUGCAUUCAUGGGAACCUCGGUUAUUUUCAUCUGCUUCACUCUCAGCGCCCUCUAUGCCAAACGCAGGAGCUACCUGUUCCUCGGAGGCACCCUGAUGUCCGGCCUGUCCAUCCUCAUGCUAAUGUCGCUAAUGAACAUGUUCUUUGGAUCUAUGAUGCUCUUCAAGGUUCACAUGUACCUGGGCCUGCUCGUCAUGUGCGGAUUUGUCCUGUUUGACACCCAGCUCAUCAUCGAGAAGGCCGAGAACGGAGACAAGGACUACGUCUGGCACUGUGUGGACUUGUUCCUGGACUUCAUCACCAUCUUCAGGAAACUGAUGGUCAUCCUGGCGAUGAACGACAAGGACAAGAAGAAGGAGAAGAAGUAGACACGCGUCAAACAAGGAACAGUUUGAAACACACUUGAUACUUUUCUCUUCCUUUCUUCAAUUAACUCCUGUGGUCUUAUCUGAUUUGGAAAAUAAUGACUUUUUCUUUACUUGUUCACCUUCCAAGGGUUUUGAAUGUACGUCCAUGUAAACUCAUGCUAGUAUGGUGGGGGUGGGGGAGGGGGGGGGGUUAGGCCUAAUGCUGCAGUGAAUAUGUUUGGCCUGUAGAGGGGAGCGUUGCACUGUCAAGUGGAGCUUUUGCGUGAACAUCUUUAAUCCUUCUUCUUGUUUUUAGUGCCAUGACUAGACUCCUUUUUUAGCGAGUCACCAUAAGCUUCAGACCGAGUGUCGUUUAAGUUGAACCUGCUCUACUUUUGCUGUAUUUUUGAGUUUCAGCCGAUUGGCAUCAGAUUUCCUUCGCAAACAAGUCAUACUCUGAAUUACAUCGACCAGGACAAAGCGUAUUCGAUAAGAUAUUUUACACGAGUUAUUCAGCAAAAUCUUUUCAACUCGUACAAAAAAAAAACAACUGGCAAGCUUUUCUUCGCUCCUCUAAAUUCCAUAAAAAUCAGUUUGCCAAAUAAAGUGAAGUUAACCUAACCUUUUUGAGUGUAUACUGUGAAGAAUUUAUUUUCUUGAUGUAAAAUGUAAACUAAUAAUUUGAUACAUUUGCUCAAAUAAAUGUGUUGGAUGCAAAAA